Molecule: messenger RNA, 555 nt
Organism: Hymenoscyphus albidus
Lineage: Eukaryota; Fungi; Ascomycota; Leotiomycetes; Helotiales; Helotiaceae
Source: the annotation of a GenBank genome assembly
AUGCAAUUCUCAACCCUUCUCGCGAUUUCACUACUCUCUCCCCUUUCCCUCUCAGCAGCCCGUAUCUACGGAAUAGCCGUACCUACAACCAUCGCCCCAGGUAUACCAUUCACCCUCCAAGUCCUCACACAAAACUACAUCCAGACAGUCUACGACAGUUCGUCUUCCCAACAUCCCCAAUCAUCUAACAAAACCAUAACCCCAUUCCACCCACCCAUUCCCACCUCAUUCCACCCUCCCCCGAAACAUACACAGCUAACCCCCAACCCCGCAGUCGCAAUAGCCAUCGGCAUCCAACCAAGCCCGGGACACCCAAAAACCCUCGGAACCGUCCUGACAACCGCAUAUCUGGGCCCCGAAAAAUCCAACAUCAUCACACCGCUAAACUACACGCUUACCAUCGACCCCCGUACCCCGAAAGGCACUAAUUUCACGAUCGUCGCGUCGCUGAUGAGCUUGUAUGGUGUGAGUAGUGGCCCCGUCUUGGGUUUCUGGAAUCAGACGGUUGCGGUUGGGGAGGAGACGAGUGAGGUGUAUGUUAGGACCCCAGAUUGA